AUGGCCAGACUGCCGGCCAGCGAGCCCAGGCGGCAGGCGCAGCCCCAGCAGCAGCCGCCCCGCGCCUCCCCCAUGAGCAGCAGCGGCGCCGCCGACCCGGAGGGCAUGAAGGAUCUGGAUGCCAUCAAGCUGUUCGUGGGCCAGAUCCCCCGCAACCUGGAGGAGAGGGACCUCAAGCCCCUCUUCGAGCAGUUCGGCCAGAUCUACGAGCUCACCGUGCUCAAGGACCGCUACACUGGCAUGCACAAAG
This is a messenger RNA of Pseudonaja textilis, 250 nucleotides long. Lineage: Eukaryota; Metazoa; Chordata; Lepidosauria; Squamata; Elapidae. The record is from RefSeq and is a predicted model, not a curated record.